GCUGCCGGCACCGAAGAAGAGAAGGACGCAGGAACUAAAUCUGGAGCACCGAUGUUGUAGAGCCAGCGUUAGUUAAACACAACGUGAAUGUCUUAUGUCGUUUCAUUAGGGGUUGUGGUUUUUUUAGAAUAGCGUUGGGUUUGUGUGUUUAAUGUGACGUUUUGUGUCGGAGGGGUGUGUGCGCGGGCUGGUGUCCUCAGCGAGCCGCAGCGUCCCAUAGAGCCGCCCUAGCAUCCUUAGCUAACUUGUUAGCUUGCUGACAUCAAAACAGAUCGAUUUUUUUUUUUAAGAUGAAUUUCGUCAAAAACAGAACUUUGCACCCACACCUGCGCGAUGAGGAGAUCGUGCUGGUGGAAAACGCCAUCCGACUCGCGAUAGACUCGAUCGUCAACGUGAUGUGCGGCGUCGACGGCGCCAGGACUCGCGAGUACCAGCGGACGGUGGCGCACAGGGACAAAGAGAUCCAGCGGCUGGAGGGCAGGCUGGGGGAGAUCGAGCACGAACUGCAGGUGCUCCGCCGACAGGGAUGCACCUGCGAGCUGUUUGGGAACGAGCACAGCCUCCUCGGGUCCCAGGCCUCCGGUGACCGGCGGGGGGGAGAGCAGAGGGGGUUUGAACCAGGCUGCAUGGACGCUGAGGUGACAGCAGGGCCGCAGGAGUGUGACAUGAGCAUUUCCUUAGGUCUUUUUGCAAGACCCCGCUCACAUGUCUCCUCCCGAAGUCACGGGUCGGCUCCUCCAUCGUCCCCCAGCAGAAUGUGCCUGGACCAGGCCUGCACCCCCCACUCCUCAGAGGCGUCAGGCGUUUCAGAGGCAGCCAGGAAUCCGCCUGCAUCUCCCAGCAGCCUUGUGGUCAAAGAGGAGCCGUGCGACAUCGACGCAGUCUUAAUCAAGUGGGAAAUGAGUGAGGAGAGAUUCGGGAAGCAUCAGGAGUGCACAGGCAGCCCGUGUCGGGACGAAGAGGGCCUCGCAGUAAAAAAAAAACAGGAGAACAGAGAGAGAGAAGGGUUCCGGGAGGAACUCCAAGCCGACCCAGGCAGACACCAAAUGACAGAGGGAGAACACCUGAGGAACAAGAAGAAGGGCGUGCCGAUGUCCGAGCUGCCGGAGGAGGCUCAGAGACUGAAGAGGGCCGCCUGGAGAGCAGCGUCAAGGCGGUAUUACGCCCGGAAAAUCGCCCGGCAACAGCCACACCCCUCACACCACCCUGACCCCCUCCCCCACAUUUCUGCUUCGCAGUAUUCACCGCCUCUCUCCUUCAUGGAUCAGAGGCAGACGCUGAUAUCUCAUUUACCCGAGGAGUCUCAGGUGCUGCAGAGGGAGGCGUGGAAAGCCGCGUCCAGGAGGUACUAUGCUCGGAAGGUCAUCCGCCAACACGUGGACCCUGCACAGUACGGACACCUGCUCCAGAACGCGGAGCCGUCCGGAGAGACACGAGAACCCAACAGAGCAGGAUCCCACACCAACAGUGAAGGAAUCACAUGCAGCUGAUGGAGAUUCAUGCACAUUUAAAAAUUUCUCCCAUUGUGUUGUGUAGAACGCUGGACUGUGUGAGUGAUUGCAUUUUGGUGGAUUUGUACUGAUGAUGUUGAUAUGUCUCAGGUGUAAUGAUGGUUCGAAUUGCUUGAACCUUGUUUCAACUUAAAUCUUUGAACAGUUUUUUGUGUUUCUUCAUAGUUGAAUUAUACAACAAAUGUUCCAAAGAACAACACUGCAUUGACAUCACUUUGGCUAUAACUCUUCCUAUUCAUGACAGUCUUCUUUGGCAACACACGGCAUGCCUGUAGAAAAUGCAAAGUGCAUCAAUGUAUACUGAGGUAAUUAUAAAGCUUUUAUCAUUACUCAUCAGUGCCCCUGGAGUCCAAUGUCUGCAACUACAAUCAGCUGCAAUGGUCAAAUUAUAAGACCAGCAUCUUUGUAUUAAGACAUUUUUUGUUACUGUUAAAAGCUAAAUGUGUUUGGUUCUUUAUUUAAAAAAAAAAUUUAAUAAUAAAAAACAGGAUGGUUUCAGUAAA
Scophthalmus maximus (turbot) is the source of this 2014-nucleotide messenger RNA. RefSeq lists its product as uncharacterized. NCBI's taxonomy places the organism in Eukaryota, Metazoa, Chordata, Actinopteri, Pleuronectiformes, Scophthalmidae. The coding region runs from base 291 to 1490 and encodes 399 amino acids. The transcript has 4 exons. The record is from RefSeq and is a predicted model, not a curated record.